CCACCAACACAUGCACACACCUCCUCCACCACCUCCCACACUCAACACACCCCUCCCCAAAAAAAAUAAGCCAUUCCGCAAUCGGACACGGGGGUAAUCUAUCGCCCACGAUCAGCAGGAACUUUUUCUCUCUCUCUCUCGAGCCCUAUAAUGCACCCUACCUCCAGUAUGCUAGGCGCAGUGAAAAUGGAAGGACAUGACCACACAGACUGGAGCUCCUACUAUGCAGAGUCCGAGGGUUACCCCACAGUGAGCAAUAUGAAUGGGGGGAUUGGAAUGAAUGGCAUGAACACCUACAUGACCAUGUCCGCGAUGGGCACCACAGCCAACAUGACAGCAGGGUCCAUGAACAUGUCUUACGUCGGCACCGGCAUGAGCCCGGCUAUGACUGGCAUGUCCCCCGGAGCGGGGGCGAUGAAUGGCAUGGGAGCAGGCAUGACGGGCAUGGGCAGUGCCUUGAGCCCCAGCAUGAGUCCGAUGAGCGCCCAGGCGACUUCCAUGAACGCCCUGACCUCGUACACCAACAUGAGCAUGAGUCCACUCUACGGCCAAUCCAACCUGAACAGGUCCAGGGAUCCCAAGACCUACCGCCGCAGUUAUACCCACGCCAAGCCUCCUUACUCCUACAUCUCCCUUAUCACCAUGGCCAUUCAGCAGUCUCCCAACAAGAUGCUGACUCUCAGUGAGAUCUACCAGUGGAUCAUGGAUCUGUUCCCUUUCUACCGCCAGAACCAGCAACGUUGGCAGAACUCCAUCCGCCACUCGCUCUCCUUCAAUGACUGUUUCCUGAAGGUGCCCAGAUCCCCAGACAAACCGGGGAAAGGCUCCUUCUGGACCCUGCACCCUGACUCGGGGAAUAUGUUCGAGAACGGCUGCUACCUGCGGCGCCAGAAGCGCUUCAAGUGCGAGAAGAAACAGGCGCUAAAGAAUUCGCAACAAGACCCCGGCCGCAAGGCUUCCGAGAGCUGCUCCGCCGGUAGCGGCACCGAUACCAGCGCCGGGAACGAGUCACCCCAGUCCGGCGGCUCUCCCGGCGGCGGAGGCGGAGGAGGAGGCGAUCCCAAGAGACCCCUGGCUGACCUCAAGUCCCGGAGCUCCACCCUGAGCCCGGAGCACGGUAACGGAGCGGUAAGCCAGGCGCCUCCGCCACCGCCUCACCUCAUGCACCAACAUCACUCGGUGCUGUCCCAUCUGCCGUCGCAAGGUCAGGACCACCUGAAACCCGAGCACCACUACUCGUUCAACCACCCGUUCUCAAUCAACAACUUGAUGUCUUCCGAACAGCAACAUCACAAAAUGGACUUGAAGGCGUAUGACCAAGUGAUGCAUUACUCUAACUAUAACUCCCCUAUGUCCGCCAAUCUCCCCAUGAGCUCCAAAGGGGUCUUAGAUCCAUCGUCCAUCGCCAACGACACGUCUUACUACCAAGGUGUGUAUUCCAGACCAAUCAUGAACUCAUCUUAAACCUAUCCCCCUCUCACAAUCGGACUGGGCCAACUCUGUACAUUUUUGUAAGAAUUAUUAAUUAAGGGAGGGAGGGAGGGUGUGUGGGGGCGAAUCUUAUGCGCAGGCAAUUGGAAAUUUUUUGUUUGGUUGAUGUUUUCAAACUGUUAGCUGUUCAGCGAUUCCUCUUCACGGUUGUUUUUUGGACUGUAUAUUGCGGGCCGUUUUAAAUGUCUUCUGUUUGUUUUGGCUGCUUCAGAAUACAACGAGGCGUUUAAUAUAACGACGUUUCUGUACUGUGCACAGUUCUCUUGUCGAUUUCUCUCAUUGAGGACCAAUUCUUUUUUUAAAAAAAAAGAGAACAUCCCUUCCCUAUACGUUUCAAAUUUCGAAAGUGUUACUAGCAUAUAACGUCAAAACAAAACCCCCACCCGCAAGUAAUUUAUAGUUUUUGUCCAUUUAUUUAUAAUUGGGGGACACCCUAUAAUGCUACCGGCUUCUCUCUCUCUCAGAAUCUUGUAUUAACCCGAAGUGUUCAAUGUUCAAUGUAUACACCGAUUUCUGUCUGAUCCUCUCCCCUCCGAGAACUAUGAAAAGGGCAGCUGACUCACUCCCGCUCGUGGAAAAGGUUCAUUGCUGUUAAAACUGUUGCACUUUUUGUUUCUUAAUUCCUCAGACAACCCCGUCCCGAGCGCACGCAGCCGGGAGAUUGUAAAUUCUCACUUGAUACACCGACUUUUUUAAAAAAAGAAAAGUGAUUUUAAUUUAUUGUUGAGCUGUAGAUUUUAGAGCGGAAGUCUUAUUUGUAUGUGUGUGUGUGUGUGUGUGUGUCCUUUGAUGCUGUCGUUCCCCAUGUAAGAAACUUGAGAAAGCUUUUUUUCUUUCCGUUGAGAAUGUUAACAUUUUAUAAACGAUAAAAUGUAAUUAAACAAACAGACAUACAACAACAAAAAAAAUAAACGAACAUAUUUUGAUCCGGUUAAA
Rhincodon typus (whale shark) is the source of this 2427-nucleotide messenger RNA. RefSeq names its product forkhead box A2 (gene foxa2). The coding region runs from base 151 to 1464 and encodes 437 amino acids. The record is from RefSeq and is a predicted model, not a curated record. Lineage: Eukaryota; Metazoa; Chordata; Chondrichthyes; Orectolobiformes; Rhincodontidae. Gene Ontology annotation, biological process: cell differentiation; anatomical structure morphogenesis; regulation of transcription by RNA polymerase II. The transcript has 2 exons. Gene Ontology annotation, molecular function: DNA-binding transcription factor activity, RNA polymerase II-specific; protein domain specific binding; RNA polymerase II cis-regulatory region sequence-specific DNA binding.